This is a messenger RNA of Scutellospora calospora, 352 nucleotides long. NCBI's taxonomy places the organism in Eukaryota, Fungi, Glomeromycota, Glomeromycetes, Diversisporales, Gigasporaceae. The record is from the annotation of a GenBank genome assembly.
UGGAAUAGAUUUAAUCAACAAUACGAUAGGAAAGGUUGUGUUGAAGUUGCUUUAAAAAGAUUAAAAGAUUCGCAAAAUAUUGGCCCUAGUUUUUUUCAAGAGUUGAUUGCACAUCUUCAUUGCGAAUCAAAUUGUUUUGUUCUUCGUUGUUAUGGAAUAACUCAAGAUCCUGUAUCAAAAGAAUAUAUAAUGGUGACUGACUACGCUACUAAAGAAGUUGAAACGAUUUUAAUCGCUUUACGAUGUCGUUCAACUGAUGUAAUUUAUCACGAUGAAAAAUGUGAUUCAAUGUACACAGGAGGAUUUAGACACAAAAGUGAAGAAGGCAAGCAUUAUAAUUAUAAAAUACAUA